Zingiber officinale is the source of this 2746-nucleotide messenger RNA. RefSeq names its product oxysterol-binding protein-related protein 2A-like. The transcript has 10 exons. Bases 134 to 2356 code for a protein of 740 amino acids. Gene Ontology annotation, cellular component: intracellular membrane-bounded organelle; membrane; cytosol. The record is from RefSeq and is a predicted model, not a curated record. NCBI's taxonomy places the organism in Eukaryota, Viridiplantae, Streptophyta, Magnoliopsida, Zingiberales, Zingiberaceae. Gene Ontology annotation, molecular function: sterol binding.
UUAAUUCUUUAUCUUGACGCCAGUUCUUCUCUUCUCUUGUGCCACAAGAAUCGGCAGUUUGGGGGAGCUCCUGAUCCAAUGCGGAUCGCCGGCUCGUGAUCGGCUCCCGGAUCGGGCAUUGAGGAGGACUGCAAUGAGCUCUGCGAGGGCGAUGCACCCCCUCUGCUGCAUCGUCCUCGAUCGGCACAGCGACGUCGGCGACCGAUCCUUGGACCUGGCGCCCUCCGGGGGCGACGAGGCGGAGGCGGCGCCGACCAAAAACGGCGAGGAAGUCGCCGUGGAAGGUGUGCUCUACAAGUGGACCAAUUACGGCCGCGGCUGGCGGUCCCGCUGGUUCUCCCUCCGCCACGGUGUGCUCUCUUACUCCAAGAUCCGGCCAGGCGACGACGUAGCCAAGGAAGAAGGCGGCGUACGGAUCAUCGGAGACGCCUCCGCGAAGCUCUCCGCCCGAGCGGCCGCUGGGAGAAAGCCGUCCGCCAAGCCGGUCGGCAUCGUUUAUCUUAAGGUUUCGUCCUUUCGAGAGAGCAAGUCUGAUGAUAGACGGUUCUAUAUAUUUUCUCGCACAAAGACGCUUCAUCUGAAAACUGAUACAGAGAAAGAUCGUGUUGCAUGGAUUCAGGCAUUAAUCUUGGCAAGAAGUGUAUAUUCAUUUAGAACAUUAAGCGAACGAAUUUCUUCUCUCUCAAAUGGUGUAACAUUUUCAACCGAUAGACUUAGAGAUCGUAUGCAUGCUGAGGGACUUAGGGAGGAUGUGAUAAGAGACUGUGAACAUAUUAUGUUAUCAGAGCUCUCGGAAUAUCAGAGGCAGGUAAAACUUCAGUAUGCAGAACACCUAAAGUUUCUAGGAACUGUUGAGCAGCAUUUAGAGGACAUUAACACUGAAGAUGAAGAAACAACUUGUGGUGGUCAUUUGCAGCUAUUGAAAACUGAAUUUUCUUGUUCUGGACACGAAUAUAGCACAACGGAAUCAUCAGAUGAUGUAGAAAAGCAAGAGACUGAUGACAUGUCAGAUGAUGAUGAGCCAAAUUUCUUUGAUACAAAUGAGUGCUUCAGUGACAAUUCUGGAUCCCAUUCUUCUUCUACUUUGACCAGGGUGACACAUCAUGAAUGUAAGAAUUCUGGAAGUGAGAACAUUGGUGAUGUGAAGAUAAUGCACUCCAAAGAAAAAGAUUGUUGUCAGGAUGUAUUUCCAUAUCCUGAAAGGCGAAAGAAGUUACCAGAACCUGUUGAGAAGGAGAAAAGUGUGGGUCUUUGGUCUUUGAUUAAAGACAAUGUUGGUAAGGAUCUGACACGUGUUUGCCUACCAGUUUACUUCAAUGAACCACUGUCAUCCCUUCAGAAGUGCUUUGAAGAGCUUGAGUAUUCACAACUCUUGGAUGAAGCCUAUGAAUAUGGCGUAAAGGGGAACAGUCUGAUGAGAAUUCUGAAGGUAGCAGCAUUCGCAGUUUCUGCAUAUGCCUCUUCUAUUGGUCGAAUUUGCAAGCCUUUCAACCCUUUGUUAGGAGAAACAUAUGAAGCUGACUUCCCUGAAAAAGGGAUCCGUUUCAUCUCAGAAAAGGUUAGCCAUCAUCCAAUGCUCAUUGCCUGCCACUGCGAAGGCAAAGGUUGGAAAUUUUGGGGGGAUAGCAACCUUACCUCAAAGUUCUGGGGGCAAUCUAUCCAGCUCGAUCCUGUUGGCAUUUUGACCCUUGAAUUUGAUGAUGGCGAGAUAUUCCAGUGGAGCAAGGUCACAACCACCAUCUAUAAUCUCAUAUUUGGCAAACUUUACUGUGAACACCAUGGAAUCAUGAACAUAAAAGGAAACAGAAUGUUUUCAUGCCAACUCAGAUUUAAGGAGAAGUCUCUUCUAGAUCGAAAUCCUCAUCAAGUGGUAGGAUUUGUUGAGGACACAAACAAGACCAAAGUCGCAUCUUUAAUUGGAAAAUGGGAUGACAGAAUGUAUUACUAUAAAGAAGAUGAUGUUUCUAACAAGGCUGCUAUUCCUACUGAAAAUGCUUGUUUGCUAUGGAAAAGGAGUGACCCUUCUACUGAUCCAACACGAUACAACUUGACAUCAUUUGCAAUCACACUCAACGAGUUAACUUCUGAGCUGCAGGAGAAACUCCCACCUACAGAUUCGAGACUUCGACCAGAUCAGAGGCAUCUGGAAAAUGGGGAGUAUGGGAAGGCAAAUGAAGAGAAGUUACGUCUGGAACAAAGGCAGCGAAUGGCAAGGAAAAUGCAAGAGAAUGGUUGGAAGCCAAGAUGGUUCCAAAGAGCAAGCGAAGAUGGUACAUACCGCUACACAGGUGGCUAUUGGGAGGCAAGGGAACAGAAAAAUUGGAAUCAAUGCCCAAACAUAUUCGGCGAAGUUUAAAGAUCACAUUCCUCUACAUCAAGACCCGCCACUACUUCAGGUUGGCACUUCACAGUAUCCUACCUUCCUCCUUCAGGAGUCACAAUUUGUCCACAAGAUUAUCAAACACCAGGAAGUUGCAUCUCAUCCAACAAGAACAGUAUUUAUUCAUAGAAUUAUAGUUGUUUUCUUCCUUUAUUUUUUCUUGUUGCAUUAGCAAUUUGUUUGUGGUCAUAUCUAUUCAAUCCCCUUUUCCCGGGAGAGUUUAAUUAGUCAACAAUUGUUCGACAAGAACGAAACGAGGUCAAGACCGUAAAUUUUGUGGCAAGAGUAGUGCAGACAAAGUUUCAGCUUAUGUACAAUUGAUGGCGACAAUAAAAUGAUCAUAGUAAUUCAUAUUUCCUUUGUUAA